Cucumis sativus (cucumber) is the source of this 1695-nucleotide messenger RNA. RefSeq names its product myb family transcription factor PHL11. Lineage: Eukaryota; Viridiplantae; Streptophyta; Magnoliopsida; Cucurbitales; Cucurbitaceae. The record is from RefSeq and is a predicted model, not a curated record. Bases 517 to 1302 code for a protein of 261 amino acids. Gene Ontology annotation, molecular function: DNA-binding transcription factor activity; DNA binding. The transcript has 7 exons.
AAUGAAUCGGACGGUUGAUAGUCCAUGAAGGGGACCGGAAAGAAAAGCGAAUCGGCGCUUUGUAUAAUUUUACUUGAUUUUCCUAUUUGGAUUUAAUGCUCCCUUCAUAUUCGUCGCCGUCCUUCGCUCCAUUUGCUUCCCUUCUUCCCCGCCAUUGAUGAUUCCUUGCACUGUCAUUGUUUCUUAUUCAGAUUGACUGUAUUUUCGUCUUGAAUUUCUCUUCUUCAUCCAUUUUAUUCGAUUCACAUCUUUGAAUUUGAAGUGUAACUAUUGGAUUAAUGCAAGUGUUGUUUGUGUUUGGACAAGUUAAUCGAGGUUCCGACAGAAGUCAAGGUGUGUUUCUAUGUUAAAUUUGUUGGCUCUGGCUUAACUUCCUUGCGAUUGAGUUGAAUGUAUCUGUUUUCGGGAGAAGAAAAAAAGUUAUUAAUCAAAGGUGAGUAGAGAGAGACUGAAAUUAGAGGAGGAAGAAGAAAAAUGGUGAAGUUUCGAUGAGUGGAAUUUUCCGUCCGGUUGACAAUGGAGCGGAAUUACCCCUAUGAGAAUGGAGUGAUGAUGACGAGAGACCCAAAGCCAAGACUGAGAUGGACUGCUGAUCUUCACGACCGUUUUGUAGACGCGGUCACCAAGCUUGGUGGGCCGGAAAAAGCAACUCCCAAGUCUGUGUUAAGAUUGAUGGGUUUAAAGGGCUUGACUUUGUAUCACUUGAAGAGCCAUUUGCAGAAGUAUAGACUUGGACUGCAAACACGAAAACAAAAUGUGGCAGAGCAAAGGAAUGAAAGCAGUGGUACCCUUAGCAAUUUCUCCGGAGUAGAGGAAGAUGACAGAGGGAUGCAAAUUGCUGAGGCUCUUAAAUCACAUGUUGAAGUCCAAAAAACAAUACUAGAACAACUCGAGGUACAAAAUAAACUACAAAUGAGAAUAGAGGCUCAAGGAAAAUACUUGCAAGAUAUCUUAGAGAAUGCACAAAAGAGUCUGGCACUCGCCAUUAACAGUAACCUUGGUAGUCUUGACCAAAGCACAGAAAUGCAGUUAAUAAACUUCGAUGCGGCUCUGUCAGAUCAAAUUGAAAAAUUUAAGAAACAAGAAAUAAGAGGAAGUAUAACAAACCUAAAUGAUGUUUGUAAGAAGACCGGUGAUUCACUCAUCCAGAUAUGCAAAAUGGAGGCUGCAGAAGAAGACACAAACGAGUUUAAUAUCGAAAAGAAUAUGAUCAACUUUGAUUUGAAUUCCAAAGGUGGCUAUGAUUACAGUGCAAACGGGGCUGAAAUACUUGAGCCCAAAGUGCUUCCUUGUUCAAGGUAAAUCAAAUUCAUGCAAGUGUAGUUCGUUUCUUGAGACAAUGUUUUGAAGCCUUUUCUCCAACAGCCUUUGAAGAAUAUAUGUGGUAAAAAUGUCCAACUCGAGCCUCAAGUCUCCAUUUGCAUUUGCCACUUGUCUUUAUUCAUAUGAAUGAAGAAUUUCAGAAGGUUGAAAUACCAUAAUUUCACUUUUUAUUUACCCCUUAUUUUUCUCUGGUUGUAAAAUAGACAUGUUUUGUUUGGUAUAAUGUUCUUGUCUUCUUAACUUAUCAUUAUUUAUUGGAAGUCUUUAUACUUAUAUACAAUUCUUUUUCAAAGCCCAGACUUUGGAGUUCUUAUUCAGCUCAUCCAUCAUUUACCUAGUGGAGUUGCUCCUUGGGAUCUCUCAUUUUGUAUA